AUGGAGUCAAAGUCAAUUGGCAAAUCAGUUGCCCAAUCAAGUCCAAUAAAUUAUAAAAUUGCCAACAGUUCAUUAGAGAAUUACAAUAGUUCAUUCUCACUUGAAGCAACACCUACUAAAAAAAGGAUCAGACGUGAAUUUAUUACUGAACCCGUCAAUAUUAUCAAUGAACGUAUGAUUCCACGAGUAAUUCCACCAAUUGACUUGAUUAAUGAUGAUAUUAUUGAAGAAACCUCCAAUAACGGUAAUAAAAAUUUUACUAUAAAUGAUAACAUAUUAAAAAGUUCACCGCUUAUCUCAAAUAUUCAACCAAGUAAAUCACUCAAGAAGAAUCUUUUUAAAUCAAAAACUGUAUAUUCAAAUUCAGAUGAUAUGAUCAAAGCAAGAGAAGUGUAUAAAAAUAUUUAUAGUACAAGUAGUCCAUUAACGGAAAGUUCAAAAAUUUCCACAAAUCAAAAUAAAACUAAGGAUGAUUACUUAAUGGGUUUCCAAUAUUAUCAAGAACAAUCAAAAAGGGAUCAGGUAAAACAAGAUCAUGAUCAGAGAUCAAGUUUAACACCUACUAAAAAAAUGGAAAUAUUACAACAACCACCUAACGAUAAUGAUAAUAAUCGAAAUCAAUCUGCGCUACCUACUCCAAGAUACCGGAAUAAUAAUAAUAAUAAUAAUUUCAACAUUUUAUCAAAUAAUAAUUUCAAAUCUGAAACAACCUUAGAUGAAGAAAGAAUAAAAUUAAUGAACUACUAUGAUAAACAUCAUCAAAAUGGUCAAUUUACAAAUUAUAUAAAAAAAUCAGAUAUUUUAGAUAGUUUUGUCGAACAUAUUAUUGUUUUAAAAGUUCCUUCCAAGUUUUUGAAAACUAUUUCAAUUGAAUUUAAUCAUGAAUUUGGGUUUAUAAAACAAGAAAAAAUUAAUGGGAGUAUUAUUGAUGGAGAUAAUGAUGAUGUCGAAAUAAUUUCAAUAAAACAAAUCAAUCAGGAACAACAAAGUCAAACAAAUAAACAAAUCAAUCAAAAUCAAAAUCAAAGUGAUAAAAACAAAACUAUUCCUCAAAAUCAAAUUAAUCAAAUUACUGAAAAAAAAUUAUAUACAUCACCUAAAAAACUAGGUUGUUGGACAUGUAGGGUACGUCAUAAAAAAUGUACUAGAGAAUUACCAAAAUGUAAAGAUUGUGAUAAAUUUGAUUUAUAUUGUGAUUAUAAUGAAUCAAGACCUGAAUUUAUGAUUAAUAAAAUAUUACAGAAACAAAAAUUAAAAGAAAUUAGAAAUGCAACUGAUUUGUACAAACAAACUCAUCAACAUUAA
Messenger RNA from Lodderomyces jiufengensis, 1305 nucleotides. It is a transcript of the gene UME7, whose product is annotated as DNA-binding transcriptional regulator. The coding region runs from base 1 to 1305 and encodes 434 amino acids. Lineage: Eukaryota; Fungi; Ascomycota; Pichiomycetes; Serinales; Debaryomycetaceae. Gene Ontology annotation, biological process: regulation of DNA-templated transcription. The record is from RefSeq and is a predicted model, not a curated record. Gene Ontology annotation, molecular function: zinc ion binding; DNA-binding transcription factor activity, RNA polymerase II-specific. The transcript has a single exon.